UUGGUUUUCUGGUGCAAGUGGCUCUUCCCAGCAAGCCUUUCAUGAUGAUGGAGCCCUUCUUGGGAACCUGGAAACUGGUCUCCAGUGAAAACUUUGAGGAUUAUAUGAAAGAACUGGGAGUGAAUGCUGCAGCCCGCAACGUUGCAGGGUCGGUGAAACCAAGCGUCACAAUUAGCACUGAUGGGGAAACAGUGCACAUCCAAACAGAAAGUUCUUUGAAGAACACGGAGAUCGCCUUCAGGCUGGGGGAGGAAUUUGAUGAAACCACCCCAGACAACCGAAACGUAAAGAGCAUCAUAACAUUAGACAAUGGCUCAAUGAUUCAGGUCCAAAAAUGGCUCGACAAAGAGACAACAAUCAAAAGAAAAAUUGUAGAUGGAAAAAUGGUAGUGGAAUGUACCAUGAAUAAUAUUGUCAGCACUAGAAUCUAUGAAAAGGUUUGAAGAAAAGGGUCCACAUCAAGAAGCACUUGUUCACCAAAGGAAACUGAUACUUGAAGAAAAUAUGCCCCAAGACCAAUAAUUUUUUAAAAAUCUAAU
Messenger RNA from Sciurus carolinensis (gray squirrel), 539 nucleotides. It is a transcript of the gene Fabp9, whose product is annotated as fatty acid binding protein 9. Gene Ontology annotation, cellular component: nucleus; cytosol. NCBI's taxonomy places the organism in Eukaryota, Metazoa, Chordata, Mammalia, Rodentia, Sciuridae. Gene Ontology annotation, biological process: fatty acid transport. The record is from RefSeq and is a predicted model, not a curated record. The transcript has 4 exons. Bases 42 to 443 code for a protein of 133 amino acids. Gene Ontology annotation, molecular function: fatty acid binding.